Didymosphaeria variabile is the source of this 1767-nucleotide messenger RNA. RefSeq lists its product as uncharacterized. The transcript has 3 exons. Gene Ontology annotation, molecular function: ATP binding; metal ion binding. The record is from RefSeq and is a predicted model, not a curated record. Bases 1 to 1767 code for a protein of 588 amino acids. Lineage: Eukaryota; Fungi; Ascomycota; Dothideomycetes; Pleosporales; Didymosphaeriaceae.
AUGGACAUCUCUGCCCUCAUCGCCAUCGUCAGGAAACAUGACAUCGAUGCCGUCCACCCAGGUUACGGCUUUCUCUCCGAGUCCGCUGAGCUCGCGAAGAGGAUGUGGAACGAGGCACGCGCGGUGGUGAUAGGACCGGGCUGGGAGGUCCUAGAAGCGACGGGGGAUAAGCUGAGAGCAAGGGAAUUGGCGGAGAAGUGUAACGUCCCCGUGUCCCCAGCCUUGCUCACACCUACCUCCUCCGCGGAAGACAUCGCCACUUUCGCCGCCCGCGUCGGAUACCCCAUUAUGGUGAAAGCCGUAGACGGCGGCGGCGGCCGUGGUAUCCGCUUGAUCCGCAAUGAGCAAGAGUUAGCAGCAUCCGUCAAGCGCGCCGUAGAAGAAAGUCCCUCGAGGAAAGUCUUCGCUGAAAAAGCAGCCGUCGACGGCUUCCGCCACGUCGAAGUCCAGAUUAUAGGCGAUGGGACGGGAAACGUAACGCACCUCUGGGAACGCGAAUGCUCGAUCCAGCGCCGGUACCAGAAGGUCGUUGAGAUGGCGCCGAGUACGCUGCGGGACAGAAGUGUGGUAGCGAGGAUAAUUGAAGAUGCCAUGCGCAUGGCGAGAAGCAUAUCCUACUUCUCCCUCGGCACCUUCGAGUUCCUGCUCAACCCCCAAACACACACCUACUAUUUCCUAGAAAUAAACCCCAGGCUGCAAGUCGAGCACACGGUCACCGAAGAACUGACUACAUCCGACAUCGUAGCGACACAACUCCUCCUCGCACAGGGGGCCUGCGCUCUCCCCCCAGCCUUAAGCCCGCUGAAUCCACCACCUGUAUAUUCUAUCCAGCUCCGCAUCACAGCCGAGAACCCCGCCGCAAACUGGACUCUCUCAAUCGGCAAGAUCUCAGCCUUCGACUUCCCCUCCGGCAACGGCGUACGUCUCGACACGCACCUCAGCCACACGCGUCCCACAGUCGUGUCAGCAGCGUACGACAGCCUUCUGGCAAAACUCAUCGUCACCGCCUCCUCGUGGGACGCCUGCGUGCGAAAAGCAAAACACGCGCUGGAUACAACGCAGAUCACAGGCGUGAAGACGAAUAUCCCUCUCCUCCGCGCUAUCGUUGCGCACGAGGACUUCCCGCGCGGGAAGUGCGACACGCAGUGGCUGCAAGGAAAUAUGUCUGCGCUUCUCGCUCGCGCUCAGAGCGUUGGAGUAUCCCCGGUUUCACGCGCAGAAGUGCAGAGUACACCGGGCAUCUCCUUAGCAGCAGCGAAUACCCUCCUCCGCAAAGGCGACGCCUGGUCUCUUACGCUUACCCCCGCCCCAAAAUCCUCAGAAAGAAGAGCGCGUAGUCAGGAAGAACAAACCCACAAGUCCCAUCUACGAAUCACGCGUGUCUUGCGCAAUGAAUUUCCUCAGGUGCUCAGCGCGGAUAUCCUCUUCUCAUCUGCUUCUCAGGGCCAAGUUCCCUACACGAUGCAUCUAUCUUCCACAACGGCCUCUGCAUCUGCGACAACGUCGUCGCAUCGGCGGGCGAAUCCGUCGGAUGCGUCGCACGUGGGCAUCCCGUUUGCGGGGAAACUGGUAGAAGUGCUCGUCGACGAAGGGGAUAGUGUGAAAGAAGGGGCCGUGCUAUGCGUAGUGCAGCAGAUGAAGAUGGAGCUAGAAGUGCGGAGUGCACGCAGCGGCGUCGUAACAUGGGUGUGCGAGGCGGAAGAAGGGGAGGAAGUGGGAGAGGGGACGUUAGCUGCGAUUGUUGUGCCUUCUGACUCGCGGUUAUAG